CAUGGAAACCAAGUAGACACCGGACUUUAGAUGGCUUCCGCCGUAGUAACACAUGUAAUUACGUACGGUUGGUACGGUGACCACCAUAAUAACAGCUGUUCCCGAUAGCGAUAGUUGCGUGCGACAAAUGCUAUGGACGAAGCGAGUCCCCUCGGAGUUUUUCUCGUCAAAUCUGGCAGCAAAGGCGACCGCCUUCUCUUCCGUUACCCGUACGCCCUAGACACGCAAAGUGAAACGAAUGUUAACAAAAAGCGCAAGAAUCCAUAUUCGCUCUUAGUGAGCGAAGAUACCAUUGGAGCCAAAACGGCCGAAACCUCACAUAAAAACUUGGCAAGUUUGGUGCAGAUCUCGGACAAAGCCCUGUCGAACUUAUUUGCCACAAAAAGUGAGCUGUGCAAUCAGAAGUUUGAAGUGAAGGUGAAUAAGGUUCGCUUCGUGGGUCACCCGAUGCAACUGUCACGUCAAGUGGCCACCUCCAUCCUCAUGUUUAAUGUCGUAUUUGCAUUGAGGGCCAACGCAAGCCAAGACAUUGUCAGCUUCUACCAUGACUUCACACACAAGAUUGCCAUCGCACUGAGGGCUGAGGAUAAGCGCUGCAACUACCUCAGCACAGAACUACGGAGCAUGCUGCAGGCUCACGAUGACACUGUAGCCAUGCCCGAAGAUAGUGAAGAAUCUCCUUACCACUUGAUCCUGAAACGCAGCCAGUUGGCUAGGGACCUUCAACGGGCAUAUAAUGAAUUGCACAGCAGUGGAUCUGUUCACUUGCGCAUCAACAAGUGGAUCAACGUCUCUUUCUGUCUUCCAAACAAGGUUCACAGACUGAGUCUCACCAAAAAUUCGGUAAAGGCUGAUGCAAUUCAGAAAUGCCUUCUGCAAUUGAGGCCGUACCAUGCAUUGCUCCUCCUGGUGGACUCUCGAGAGUUGACUGAAAGUUUACCCAACGAUUCCUCCGCUGCACUGGUGAGGCUGGUGGCAGUGGCCAGUCCGGUACGCAGCUUGGCCCAACUGGCUGCAGACUCUGACCUCACUCUCAAACAGGUGUUCCAGUUGGCAGCACACCUAGUGUAUUGGGCAAAGGCAACCAUCAUAUAUCCGCUGUGCGAGAGCAAUUGCUAUGUGCUGGCUCCGAAUGCUCCAACUGAUAUAAAUUCUCCUAUACAUGAAAGGUUUGCAGAGAAGUUCCCAGGUGUGUCACUUCCUGCUUUCAUGUCCAAGUUCUCAGUGCCAACAUCACUAAGCCAGCUAAACGAUCCCAUGGACCUCAAGAAUGAGAGGAAGCAACUUCUGCAAAUCCUCGUAUGGAUGCUUCAAGAACACAUCCUCAUGCAACUGCACACCUACAUCUACCUGGUCGCUGCAGAGCACCACAUGGAAAUUAUGGCCCAUGACCUGGCCAGUUCUGUCACAGAUGCUGCAGCUGGCAGCCCCUCGAGUCAGUCGGACGAUGGCCGUGCGGGACUCAGCUGGGAAGAAAAGGAAGCCCUGCAGCGGGUAUCUGCUUAUAGGAAUCCAGAGGACAGGAAGCUUUUCCUCAGGUUGUGUCCAAGGUUCCGUGGUCAGCAUCACAUGGAGGAAAUUAUGUACUAUGAGAAUGUAAAGCGAAGCCACCUGCUGGCACUGCUGGACAAGUUCCGAGAUGUACUACUCACCGUUCAACACCAGGAUCCCAGCAUCUCUGUUUUCUACAGCUAGGCGAAAGAGAGAGCAGGUGUGUACAUAUUAAAGAGUCUAAUAAAUUGUACAAAGCUUUGAAGAAAGUAGUUAUAGCAGUUUUGCUCAUAGAAGCCACUGCUCAGGUUGUUUUAUGUUUGCAUUUGUGCUGCUAUAUCCAUAGAGCAGAGCUAUUGUAGCUCAGUGUAUACAGGCUCUUCCUCUCAAAAUAAAGUUGUUGUGUAUACAGACAACAUUUAACUAUUAGGUAUUUUUAAUAAAGUAAAAUGAAGCCAAGCUUUCAAUUUUAUCAUUUUGAAAGCGUACAUUGCUUCUUCGCAUGAUGAUGUGCAGAAAUAAAGAAAAAUGGAAAUUCUUUAUCCUCCAAGC
Molecule: messenger RNA, 2043 nt
Organism: Ornithodoros turicata
Lineage: Eukaryota; Metazoa; Arthropoda; Arachnida; Ixodida; Argasidae
Gene: Nprl3
Product: GATOR1 complex protein NPRL3-like
Exons: 14
Coding region: 133-1695 (520 amino acids)
Biological process (GO): negative regulation of TORC1 signaling; cellular response to amino acid starvation; positive regulation of autophagy
Cellular component (GO): GATOR1 complex
Source: RefSeq, a predicted model, not a curated record